CAUAUUAUUUCUCCUCCGAUUCCAAAUUCCCACAUCACGCACUCAAAGCUCGAAUAGCCCCGUUUAGCUCACAGUGACGGCAGCAUCGCCGGCUCCGACUCCGUCGUCAACCUCCCAACAUUGUCACCGGCGACAUAUUCAAAUUUCAAACCUACGGAGAUCUCUUAACAAAGUAACCCUUCUUCAGCUCUACACUCAGAAUGGAUCCUCUUUCAGUUCUCCGCGAAUACACCAUGAAGGACGACCUGAACAAGAUCGUCCGCGUUAACGGCCAGUUCCGCUUCGGCUCCGAUUACUCCUUCCCUUGCUCCGCCGAAACAGCGUACCGUUCCAGAGAAGGCAACCUCUACACCCUCGAAACGCUGGUCCAUUUUCUCCAGUGCGCGAAUCUCAAGCACACCGACUAUCUCCAGAGCUGCCGCGCCCAUGGCGUUCCCUACAUCAGUUUAGUCGACCGGAAGCCGCUUCUCGACUACUUGAAGGGGGUAAUCGCCGAUUCCGACGCCGUCGUUUUCCCUCCAUCAUACCUGCGGCCGCAAGAGCAAAACCCUAAUUCGGCUAGAAAUCUAGGUCACGAUUAUUAUGACGCCCCCAAUUUCGACCCCCUUAACGAUGCCGCCGUCGAGGAGAUGGAUACUGAUCAGAAUGGUGAAGUGAAGGAUAUCUUGUCAGUGAUCUGCUCGAUGGAGAGGCCAUUGAAGGAUCGGGAGUCUCUGCUGCAGUGUAAGAAAAAGGAUUUCUACAGCGUAUUGGAUUCCUCGAUGAAGAGGGAAGAUGAGCGGCAGAGGAUUGAAUCGCAGCAGAGGAAAGAUGGGUUGGUGUCCAAGAGCAGCAGAUUGAAUGAUGACAGGGGGGCUGGCUAUGGCGAUGAUAACGAUUCAGGGAUGAAGCCGAAACUAAGAGGGAAAAUUGGGGAAGGAGUGCCUAUCAUCUUGGUUCCUAGCGCGUUCCAGACUUUGAUAACGAUUUACAAUGUUAAGGAGUUCCUGGAGGAUGGGAUUUACAUACCUACGGAUGUGAAGGUGAAGCAAAUGAAAGGGGCGAAACCAGAGUGCGUGACUGUGCAAAAGAAGUUUAGCACUGAUAGGAACAAGGUGAUGACUGCUUAUGAGGUUAGGGAUAAACCUUCUUCCCUAAAGUCUGAUGAUUGGGACCGGGUUGUGGCGGUUUUUGUGCUGGGGAAGGAAUGGCAGUUCAAGGAUUGGCCUUACAAGGAUCAUGUGGAGAUUUUUAAUAACAUUAUUGGUUUCUUCAUGCGAUUCGAAGAUGACAGCAUAGAGUCUGCAAAAACUGUGAAACAGUGGAAUGUGAAGAUUAUCUCGAUUAGUAAGAACAAGAGGCAUCAGGACAGGGCAGCUGCAUUGGAGGUGUGGGACAGACUGGAAGAAUUUGUGCGCUCACGAUCACAUUCUUGAAAACGUGCAUCAAUGUUGAAAGUUCGUAUCUUUGUUCUGUAAAACAUACAGUAAUCAAGAUCUGUGUGAGCUCUGGUGAUAAUUAGCUGUUGUUUUUCCCAUCUACGAUUGAUGGAAUACACUUGAUGUUUAUUUGAGGUGUGCAUGGUGGUGGUGGAUCCAGGUUCCAAUAUUUAUGGCUGAAUUUCAAGUUGUAUGAGAAAUUGAUUCACCCCACAAGGGUCGCUUCAGGAAAAGAUCAGUUGAGUGAGAUUGUUAGUGUUUCGCGUUUGAACACUGGAAUUGGUUUGCAGUGUAUACUCUAUAUUCAGUAGAGCUUUUUUCUCAAGUUAUCCUUUGGGGCAACUCUUUUUCACAUAUGUGAUGUUUGGGUUCUGCUCUAACAUAAUGAUUCGCUUGAAAUUAGGGGUCCCGAAAUCUAUGAUUAUCAGGCAGCGGCUACUUGAUCCACAGAAAUCCUCUGUGGCCUUUGGUGCAUAGUUGUUGAAUCUAACUUAAGUUAUUUAUCAGUGGUUUGAGUGGUGCCCUGAUCUAAUUGUAGGAGGGACGCUGUUUGUUAGAUACAUAGCUCUACAAUGGUGGAUUAGAAUGUUGGUUAAUUUCCUUGUUGAAUUGGCCACCUGUAUGUAGUCUACUUGCCCUUAGAACUAUGAAAUCCAGGUUCAUGCUAUGAUAAAGCAAAAAUUUGAAUUCUCCUGUACUUGUUUACUGGGACACAUACCGGCCAAGACUUCUUCACUGCAGCUACAAUUUCUUAUUUUUACCACCUACUUGAUGGACACUAUUUAUCAAAAUUACACACUGUCCUGGUUUAAUGUGUUUGAGCAAUCUAGAACUAUAUGUCUCAGCUAAUUGAUUGCGCUUUUUGCUUUCAUUUCUAUUUGGAACAGAGACGAUAUCAGAAGCUGUAUCAGGCUAUCAUCACAAUUCACAAAGAUGUGGAUAAUUUAUUGCCUUGUCAUGUGAAUAUGUCAUCAAGGACAGAUGCUGUCGGGUGUUUAUCAAUCUCCUCCAGUGGCAAUCACUUGGUUCCAUUGCAGGAGGUGGGUUCUUUACUCCCUCUCCUGUUUUCCCUGUAUUUGUCAAUUUUCAUCUUUGUCAAGGUUGCUUUGGGUGUAAGUAGGUUGAUCAUAUUGCUAACUAACUGGUGAAUUCUUUUUACCUUUCUGUAGGCUUUUACCUUCAAUACAAUAAGACAGUAAUUCACCACUUUGCAGGUUAGUCAGUCAUACUUGAUCUUUUUAGUUGCUUAAUUAGCAAGAAACAAUGUGUGGCAGAGUACAAACAUGCAAUCAUCCCUGGAAUUAGCCUUCUCAUGUAUAUAUGGAAACUUCUAAUUCUUACAUGAUUUGCAUACACAAAUAACUAACACAGUCCUGGCAGUAAUACCUCAGUUAUUCAAUCUUGCCCAUAUGUUACAUGAUAAUAUAGCAAUGGCUGAAAGCUUUCUGAUCAGGGAGAGCAUCAGUAUCUCAUGGAGGCAGAAUAACAAUAUGAGGCUGCU
Messenger RNA from Linum trigynum, 2919 nucleotides. NCBI's taxonomy places the organism in Eukaryota, Viridiplantae, Streptophyta, Magnoliopsida, Malpighiales, Linaceae. The record is from the annotation of a GenBank genome assembly.